AUGUAAAAUAAAUAAUAUUUUAAACCCCUCACUAAAUUGACUUUCGCUAUAUUUAGAUUUCUCUGGACAUAAUAGCAUUUUGAAUGAAAAUUGUACGAGGAAAGUUUGAUAAGUGCGUUAGUUUUUGAAAAUUAAAUACUUAUCCUGGUGCUUGUCAUAGAGCUUCUUCAACCUUCGGACUAUACAUUUUAGCUGGUGAUUUAGUUUAAUGAAUCAGAUCGAGCAAUCUUUAAGCUGAUUCCAUCUAUGCAUCCAUGAUAGAAACACACUAUUUUCAUUUAUAUAACAUACAAGUAAUAUAGAGCACUGUUAUGUCUUCAUCACCUUGGUUCGUUCUCCAACUAAGAUCAAAACGAUGAAAUAAAUUUAACAAACGUUCAGAAUCGAUUUAAAACUUGUCGCGUGAAUAUAGCCGAUUGGAAGUAAUUACAAUCAUUACGAAAAAUCCCCAGAUAAGCCAAUUAAAUUUGCUGCUUAUAAGUUCCGUACAUUUUAAACAGAAUCAGACCUAUUUGCUAUAUAUUCACUUAGAAGAGUCCAUUGCCAUGAGUCUUAACAUACUUGGUCUCUGCCAGCGUACUCAUAUUUUGAUUACUUUUAAGGCGUUGCAUAGGUUUUCUCAAGCAACAAACGGACUAUUUCCAAUAAUUUUUAUUUCAUAUAAAUAAUGAAAUAAUUUAUUCAGACUUUUUAUUAUUCCAAAGACACUACAUAUGUACAUAUUUUACAAAGAUUAUGUGAAAUUUUCAAAGCAAAAUAUUCAAAACUCGGCCACUACGACGUCAUUUUCGCCAUACCCUCGCAAAAAAGGUGCCUUCGCGUUGAGAACAGAACUUCUUACAGGAUCAUAUGAAGUAAAUAGAAAAAAAUACGUGUUUUAAUUAAGAACAUAAACUAGGUUUUGAACGAAAUACAAAAGGGAAAAUUUUAUUUACAAAAAAAAAGGAAAUUUUGGUGAAAAUUUCGAUGUUUUUUUUUUGUUUAAAUAUGAAUUAUUGUAUUUGAUUAAAUGAAAAUUCCAUCGCUGAAGACCUUGUAAAUUCUAUAUGAAAGAGCUGUGUAAAAUUUUCCAAAUUGUGGCUGUAUCCCCAAGGCUAUUGCUCGGAUCAAGUUGAGCAUUUAGGACAAUAUUCUAGAGAUGUUAUAGAAUUAAAUAAGACAAUAAACAAAAUAGAUUUUUUGAAGCCGUGGUUGAAGUUCGUCCAAUACAAAUUCGAGUGAUUAGGCGCAGUUCCGAUUAGUUAGUUGAGUUGUCUAUUACAUCAGCUGCCUUACUCUUAGAUGACGAUCUCAUUUAGUCUCGAUAUGCUCACAAUAGUUCUCAGCAUAGCACAUCUUAUGAAACAAAAUUGAUGGUGUUUGGUCGGUUUUAAACCAUCUACAACUAUUAACUAUAUGUAGUUAGUCCAAUCAGAGAUGGUAGUUGACAACAACAGAGUUAAAACGCAACAAUUCAAAAUCUUCACCGAAUUAUCAAACUGCCUACGUAUUCCUUCGUCUAUUGUGACAAAUAUGUGCGUACGCUUAGCCAGUGGUUAAUAAAUCAAAAAAUUUUGAUUACUUAGUUCGAAUUAUUCUAUGAUGCUUAUCAGUAGAACAUGUACAUUAUGUCUUCAGUAUUCAGUAUCGAAGCGUAUGUCUAAUUGACGCGUCGUUGAACGAGGACAAGUAUUUCUUUGCCAGUUUUGCUAGUCGAAAAAAUUAGUUUGAUAAGAUACCCAUUCUCCUAAGCGGUGCUAAGAAAGUGUUCGGUCACCUCAGUUGUGACUGAGACGUUGUGUGAAGUUGAACGUUUCGAUUGGAUCGUGAAGUGAAAAGUGUUCAAUAUAAAUCUGAAUACAUAAAUCCGUGAAACAUUAAACUUAUAGUGAUAAAAAAACAAAAACAAUGAAAAUAGAGUGGGCGCCGGUGCAUGUGCCACCAAAGCGACGACUGCAGACUCUUGCUGCAGGUCUCUACGUGCUGAUAUUUAUGGUUGUGCCGAUCAUAUCAGUACUUAUCAUUACAUCGUUGUUGUAUUAUGGUAAUCUAUUUUGGAGGCUUUUGACUCUGGCAUACUUGACUUAUGUUUACUUCGAUCAUACGAGGAAUUUCAGUGAUAUUAAUGGCAAUGGCUUUAUGAUAUUUCGUAGUAAUUGUAUAUGGAGUAACUUUCGUGAUUACUUUCCCAUUGAAUUGAUAAAAACCGCCGAUUUGAGCGCCGAUCGCAAUUACAUUUUGGCCAGCUUUCCACAUGGAAUAAUAGGCACCGGCAUCACCUGCAAUAUGAGCAGGGAUAUAAAACAAUGGUUGAAACUAUUUCCGGGCAUACGUCCCAAAAUCGGUACUCUAGAUAUGCAUUUUUACACACCCAUUUUCCGCGAAGCUCUACGUUACUGGGGUAUGGUCUCGGUCUCUAAGGAAUCAUUGAUGCAUUAUCUAUCAGCCUCGAAUCAUCCGAAACAUGCCGUCAAUCUUGAUGGUUUCACUUCGAAUGCUGUCGCGAUUUUGGUGGGUGGCGCUCAAGAGGCUUUGGACUCACAUCCGGGACGUUAUAUAAUUACGCUAAAAAGGCGCAAAGGUUUUGUCAAAUUGGCCAUACGCACAGGCUCACCUAUUGUACCGACAUUCUCCUUCGGCGAAGUGGAGAUAUUUGACCAAGUCAAUAAUCCACCCAACUCAUUUUUGCGACGCUUUCAAACUUUAACCAAGAGACUAACCGGUAUCUCGCCUUUGAUUGUUUUGGGGCGUGGUUUCUUCCAGUAUACCUUUGGAUUUCUGCCGCAGCGCAAGCAUAUCGUGCAAGUUGUUGGCAAGCCCAUUGAGGUCGAAAAGAACGACAUUCCCGACCCCGAGUAUGUGGACAAAAUUCACAAGCAAGUCAUUGACCAGCUGACGGAGAUGUUUGAGAAAUACAAAGAAAAAUAUAUAGAAAAUGGCAAAAAUGUCAAUUUAGUGAUUACAUAACGUAUGAGCUCUUUAUUGCAGCACAUAUGUUUGCUUGUGUGUGUAUUGUUAUUUAAUUUUGUAAAUAAGUAUUAGCAGAUAACGUGUGUGAGCACUAAUUUGUUAAAUUA
Molecule: messenger RNA, 3056 nt
Organism: Bactrocera oleae (olive fruit fly)
Lineage: Eukaryota; Metazoa; Arthropoda; Insecta; Diptera; Tephritidae
Source: RefSeq, a predicted model, not a curated record